AUGAUCCCUCCAGGCGUGAGCUUUGGAUACUCUGAACUCAGUGUGUCUUUGAAGGGAAAUACUUACUGGUUGGCUAUAGUUGUAACAGAAACGCCCCGCACCAUAUCAUUGCUCAAGUUUGAUUUUUCAAUAGAGAAAUCUGUACUUGUGCCUCUUCCCUAUCAUAGUCUUCAGAGUCGUCGUUUUGAAGCUAGUAGCCUUUCCGUUGUUAGAGAAGAGAAACUUUCUGUGUUAUUACAGCGAGAUAUAAGUUCCAAGACUGAGAUAUGGGUGACAAGUAAGAUUGAUGACACCACCAAAGUGGUGUCUUGGAGCAAGAUCUUAGCAUUGGAUUUGAGCCCUCAUCUUCAGAUUUGGAAUGAUGCAAGUUUCUUGAUAGGCGAAGAGAAGAAAGUCAUCAUGUGUGAGAGAUUGGUUGAUGUGCACACGUCCAAAGUCAUGGUCUACAUUGUUGGGGAGAACAAUGUUGUCACACAAGUGGAAUUUGGGGUUGUUGAAAUGGAUGGAUGUUGGGCAGUUAUCUUUAAUUAUGUUCCAAGUUUGAUUCAAAUCGAGCAAGCUGGAGGCAAUAGGAACAUAGGUAAAUAA
Arabidopsis thaliana (thale cress) is the source of this 588-nucleotide messenger RNA. Its product is annotated as F-box/associated interaction domain protein. Lineage: Eukaryota; Viridiplantae; Streptophyta; Magnoliopsida; Brassicales; Brassicaceae. The transcript has a single exon. The coding region runs from base 1 to 588 and encodes 195 amino acids. The record is from RefSeq and is marked reviewed.